CAUGGAGCCGAAGAGCAACACGUUUUCCGAAGAGGAGGAGCAACAUUGCUUCCAUUUAAAUGGUACACAUGCGCAGUAGCGUGCAUUUGGGACUUUAUCUCUUACACAAUCCUGUCUUUUCUUCAUUCUGCCUUCAUCUCCUCGCCGGUGUGUGCACACCUAAAGCGCUUCUUGUUUUUAAUAUUUCUGUCCAGUACGGCUAAAGAAAUGAGUGGGGACCACUCCCACAACGAGGACCAGAUUGACUGCGGCUCUCGGGUCAAUGACUCCCAUAAGCAUAAAGACAAGUACAAAGAGAAGGAGCAUAAACAUAAGGACCACAAGAAGGACAAGGAGCGGGAGAAAUCUAAGUAUGGCAACAGCGACCUUAAGGACCCCUCUGAUAAAAAACACAGGGACAAGGAGAAGAUGAAGCACAAAGAUGGUAGCACAGACAAAUACAAAGACAAGCACAAGGAGAAGAGGAAAGAUGAGAAGAUGAAGUCCAUCGACGGCAAAAUCAAAAAGGAAAAAGAGAAUGGCUUUGCCAGCCCCCCACAUAUGAAGACUGAGCCUGAGGACGAUUUUUACCACUCUCCUAAACACAAGGAGUCUUUAAAGAGAGAGCGAGAUGAUGAUUAUGAUUCUGAAUUCAAGCCUAAGAAAAUAAAGACUGAAAAUGACAAGAAGGCCAAGAAAAGGAAACAGGAGGAUGAUGACGUCAAGUCCAAAAAAACAAAAAACAAAAAAGGAGAAGUGACUGAUGGAAAAAAGAAAGCAAAGAAAGAACCAGAAGAGAAGUGGAAAUGGUGGGAAGAGGAGAGAUACACAGACGGUGUCAAGUGGAAGUUCCUUGAACACAAAGGGCCUGUGUUUGCUCCACCCUACGAGCCCAUUCCUAGCAAUGUAAAAUUUUAUUAUGAUGGUAAACAAAUGAGGCUCAGCCCAGAGGCAGAAGAGGUAGCCGGGUUCUUUGCCAAAAUGCUGGACCACGAGUACACCACAAAGGACAUCUUCCGUAAGAACUUCUUCAAAGACUGGAGAAAGGAGAUGACGUCCGAGGAAAAGGCGAAGAUCACAGACCUGAAGAAAUGCAACUUCACUGAGAUGAGCGAGUACUUUAAAGCGCAGUCUGAAGCCAGGAAAGCCAUGUCAAAAGAGGAGAAACAGAAAAUAAAGGAAGAGAACGAGCGCAUCUUGCAGGAGUACGGCUUCUGCAUCAUGGACAACCACCGAGAGCGCAUCGCCAACUUCCGCAUCGAGCCCCCCGGCCUCUUCCGUGGCCGUGGAGACCAUCCAAAGAUGGGCAUGCUGAAGCGCCGCAUCAGGCCCCAAGACAUCAUCAUCAACUGCAGCAAGGACUCCAAGUACCCCCAGGCUCCCCCAGGCACCAAAUGGAAAGAAGUUCGCCACGAUAACAAAGUGACUUGGCUGGUUUCAUGGACUGAAAACAUCCAAGGCUCCAUCAAAUACAUAAUGCUGAACCCCAGCUCUAGAAUCAAGGGAGAGAAGGACUGGCAGAAGUACGAAACGGCCCGGCGGCUGAAGAAGUGCGUGGACCGGAUCAGAAAUCAGUACCGGGAAGACUGGAAGUCCAAGGAGAUGAGGAUCAGACAGAGGGCCGUGGCUCUCUAUUUCAUCGACAAGCUGGCCCUGAGGGCCGGUAACGAGAAGGAGGAGGGAGAGACGGCGGACACGGUGGGCUGCUGCUCGCUGCGAGUGGAGCACAUCAAGCUGCACCCGGAAAGCGAAGGCCAGGAGUUCGUGGUGGAGUUCGACUUCCUGGGUAAAGACUCGAUCCGCUACUACAACAGAGUCCCCGUGGAGAAGAGGGUGUUUAAGAAUCUUCAGCUGUUCAUGGAGAACAAAGAACCUGACGAUGACCUGUUUGACCGCCUGAAUACUUCUAUUCUGAACAAGCACCUCCAGGAGCUGAUGGACGGCCUCACAGCCAAAGUUUUCCGUACAUACAACGCCUCAAUCACCCUGCAGCAGCAGUUAAAGGAGCUCACCAAUGCGGAUGAGAACAUUCCAGCCAAGAUCUUGUCCUACAACAGGGCCAACAGAGCUGUGGCUAUCCUGUGUAACCAUCAGAGGGCUCCACCCAAGACUUUUGAGAAGUCUAUGCAGAACCUGCAGACUAAGAUCGAUGCUAAAAAGGACCAGCUUUCCGACGCCAAGAGAGAGCUGAAGAGCGCCAAGGCCGACGCCAAAGUACGGAGGGAUGAAAAGUCCAAAAAGGCUGUGGAGAGCAAGAGGAAGGCUGUUCAGAGGAUAGAGGAGCAGCUGAUGAAACUGGAAGUCCAGGCCACCGAUCGUGAAGAGAACAAACAGAUUGCCCUCGGCACUUCCAAACUCAAUUAUCUGGACCCACGCAUUUCUGUGGCCUGGUGUAAGAAGUGGGGUAUUCCCGUUGAGAAGAUCUACAACAAAACCCAGCGUGAAAAGUUUGCCUGGGCCAUUGACAUGGCAGAGGAUGACUACGAAUUUUAAAUCCCAUUUUAUCUCACCUAUGAUGAACUUUUUUUAUUGGAUAAUUGUUUUUGUUUUUUUGUUUUUGUUUUUUAAGCUUACAUGAAUUUUGCUCGAUGGCCAGACCCAACAAGGAAUUCUAAAAAAUGUGCGCGGGGGAGAGAAAAAGAAACGGACGUGUUUAAAAAGAGACGAGCUGUGGAUAGCACGAACAUCUGAUCCAAGAUCAGGUUUCCAGACAAAGUAUAUCCAUAGCCACAAGUCAAGGCAUAGUCCCUGUAAUUUGAAGACUCCUUGACCUUUUUGUCUCAGUCCCUUCUCGGGGACGAGACCCAACAUCGCCUGAGCUCCAAACUGUGGUCCGAUAGCUCCUUUUAUCAAGAAAAAGAAAAACCGAAAAAAUGCUUUGUAUCAUUGUAGUUUUUGUUCACUCACUCUGUAUUUUAGCCCUCCCAUGUAUUAUUAAUGAAUUCUAUAUUUUGAUAGACAAAAGUAAAAUCAGAAGAAUUCCUUAACUACACCCACGCGCCUUUCAAGGAAACGGAAAUGUUGUGUGUUUGUGUGUGUGUGUGCGUGCGUGUCAGAGGCUCGACCAUGGAAGCUCGUCUGAAUAUUUUAAACUGGACUCUGUCGAUUUGGUGAGCAUGAAAGAGGAUGUCUGAGCAGGCAAAGGGGAAAAUACUGCAACAAUGUCAAUAUUUACUUAAGCAAGCAGAAUGUGAAUAUUUUGUUUUACAGCCUCUAUCAGGGAUGUCUUUUGUUUUCACUUUUUUUUUUUUUCAGUGUAAAUGUGAACCAAUCAUUUCUUUUUCUUUUUUAUCCUUUGAGUUGCAAGCACCCUUUUAAUCUAUCAGCAUAGCCCUCUGCAUCUGAUUUUAAGGUAAUUUAACAAUUUGUUAGAGGAAAAAAUGAAACUCCCAUAUCUGUUACUUGAACAUAAUGCUAUCAUAAUGUAUUUAAAGUCAGUGAGUGGAAAGUGUUUUGCCCCCUUGUGGGGUGUGUGAGGGAUAUCAACUUUGCCAAAAAUUUUAAAAAAUCACCAAACUGUUACAGCGUAGACUGGUUUUAAUUGUGUAAUGAUUGAGGAUAAUGUAACAUUUAAUGUGAAUUAUCAGUUCAUUUUAUUCCACUCUGUUUCACUUAAAAUAGGAAAGUUGAUGUAAAGUAGCCGUGAACUCAACGUCCUAUUCCUGUUUUACCUUUUAUUGUCAUAGCCUUUGAUCAUGUUUGAGUUGAAAGCUCAUUGUAGGUUGGAAAAAUGAAUAAAUCCCUACAGGAAAA
Menidia menidia (Atlantic silverside) is the source of this 3732-nucleotide messenger RNA. The record is from the annotation of a GenBank genome assembly. Lineage: Eukaryota; Metazoa; Chordata; Actinopteri; Atheriniformes; Atherinopsidae.